AUGACCUGUGCAACUCACUGCCAAUUCCUGUCUCCAGCACGCAUUCAUUCGGGCAGCGCCCUUCCCCCAGAGAUCAGGCAGGCACAGCUGCGGGUGCCGAACAAGCGCAGGGAGACUACACCCAUCUACGCAAAGGGACGUGCCAGAAAGACCACCGGAAUCAAGGACACGAGGAAGCGCGUCACCAUCCCCUACCCGACGUGGAUUCGGAGGUCCGUACCCGCAUUCCAUCGCCGCGCUCCCUGCAUCGACAUCUAUCGCGUUGGCUGGAUGGUCGAGCAACGAUAUCUUGUCUUCCAACCGAGGGCACACAAGGCGAGCGGGCAACCGAGUCACAAGAGCAUGGCAAACUUGUGGUGGUGGCAAGGACUGCGAUAA
Fomitopsis serialis is the source of this 378-nucleotide messenger RNA. RefSeq lists its product as uncharacterized. Lineage: Eukaryota; Fungi; Basidiomycota; Agaricomycetes; Polyporales; Fomitopsidaceae. The transcript has 3 exons. The record is from RefSeq and is a predicted model, not a curated record. Bases 1 to 378 code for a protein of 125 amino acids.